Molecule: messenger RNA, 1920 nt
Organism: Drosophila innubila
Lineage: Eukaryota; Metazoa; Arthropoda; Insecta; Diptera; Drosophilidae
Product: zinc finger protein 260
Exons: 5
Coding region: 47-1879 (610 amino acids)
Biological process (GO): negative regulation of transcription by RNA polymerase II; regulation of immune system process; regulation of cytokine production
Molecular function (GO): DNA-binding transcription factor activity; RNA polymerase II cis-regulatory region sequence-specific DNA binding
Source: RefSeq, a predicted model, not a curated record
AAGCAUAAAAAAUCAAGUGUAUUUUUUUAUUAAUCGAAAUAAUGCCAUGUCAGCAAUUGUUUAUCGUUUAGGUCGCACUGGAAAAAAGUCCGAUGCAGCAACAACGUCGCAGUCGCACGUGGAGUCAAAUAAUCUAAGCAAUGUUGACCAUUUCAUAAUUAAUACGAGCUCUGAUGAGCUCUACUACUGCGAGGAUUGUGGCAAUCACUUCGAUAGCAUCGAGUCGUACGACAAGACUCAUAGUGGACCCAACGGUUGUCCAGGCGCUGCUGAUUUUGGAUCCCAGGUUACAGUUCAUGCCGUUGAGGUAAAAGAUGAAACUUACUUCGAUGAGGAGACAAUCGACGAUGAUUCAGUUGUCAUUGAGGAUGAAUUAAUUGAGGAACUGGCCGAUGUUAGCGAACCGCAGCUCUGGGAAGUGGUUGACGAUGAUGCUGCCGAAACAGAGUUCAUUCUCGAAGAGGAAGCUAAUCCCGAUCAUGAGGCGGAAGCUGAGGCGGAAGUUGAACCUGAAGCAGAGGAAAGUCCCAACAAAUCGGAACGCUACUUUUGCUUUGAUUGCCAUAGCAUAUUCGAGACACGACAGAGCGCCGAGGAGCACAGCUGUCCAGAGGGCGAGGCAAAUCCCAAAAAGAAUAAUCCAAAAUUUGCCAAAACACAGACUCCAAUCCGUCGCAAAUUACCCGUGAGCAUUGCGGCGGGCAGCAGCAACAACACGAGCACAGUUUGCAGCAUUUGCAAGACAAAGUUCAGUUCGGCCAAGUGCCUCAAGUUCCACAUGCGCAUCCACAACAAGCGUUCUCCCAAAUCCAUACAGGAUGCCUUACCAGUUGGUGCUCAUCAGCAGUACAGCGAACUGGAUCAGUUCUACUGCGAGAUCUGCAACAAGAGCUUUGAGCAGAAUCUGUUGACGGUGCACAAACAGAUGCAUCAGAGUCAGAAUCAGUUCUCCUGCGGCAUUUGUAAUCGCAAAUUCGAUACAGUGACCAACUACGAGAUGCAUCUGAAGAUUCACGAUCGUCAACAGGUCAACAACAGUAGCAACAAUAGUAGCAAUAGCAACAAGACUGCCGGAGGCAAGGAUAAACCCGGAUUUGCCUGUCAGUACUGUGAGCGCGUAUUCCAGCGGCCUUACGAGAAGGUGAAGCACGAGCGGAUCCACACGGGAGAGAAGCCCUACAGCUGUGAGGUGUGCGGCAAGACAUUUCGAGUCUCCUACUCCCUGACUUUACAUCUGCGCACACACACCAACAUACGUCCGUAUGUGUGCACCACUUGCAAUAAGCGCUUCAAGUCGCACACGGUUUACGCUCAUCACUUGCGGAUACACAGCACGGAACGUCAGUACGUCUGUGACAGUUGCCCCAAAUCCUUUCGCACCUCCGUGCAGCUGUAUGCGCAUAAGAACACCCACACUAAGCCGUAUCAGUGCGCCGUAUGCAAUCGUCCGUUUGCCUCGAUGUAUGCCGUCAAGUCGCACAUGGCAACCCAUCGAACUGGCGACGCCAAGAACAUUACCAACGAGGUGAUAAAAAAUCAGCACCUGUCGAAUAAAUACUGGUGCGUUACCUGUGGAGCGGAGUAUGCCCGACCCUUUGCCCUCCGGCUGCACAUGAAGUCCGCCCAUGGGCAUCCCGAUGAUGCGGAUACCCGGCUGGCCAAAGUGUCCGCCACGGACAAUGAUGAAGCCAUUGUGCCGGACACUGAGACAGCCGUACUUAUAGCAGCGGCCAAAGCGGAUUCGGCCUACUUGAAUUCAGCCGACAAUGAUUUAGACGUCUCUGAUCCCAAAUACGAGGAAUGCAUUGUAAUAUCAGCAGAUGGUUUUGAUGUGGAAACCUAUCACAACGAGGAGAUCAUCACAGACUGGCUGAAGUAAAACACAACUUGAAUUCAGAGGAAACAACCAUUUAUUGAAAC